AUGCAGUUAUGGAACGAUUAUUUUAGUGAAGAUGCAACGUAUCCUUCCCACAUGUUUCGACGCCGUUUUAGAAUGAACAAGCCCUUGUUCAUGCGUAUUGUUGAUGCGUUGUCCGCUGAAAUCCCAUACUUUCAACAACGAAGAGAUGCUACUGGAAGGUUCGGCCACUCUUCAUUACAAAAGGCAACGGCAGCAAUUCGUAUGAUGGCUUAUGGUUGCACAGCUGAUGCGGUCGACGAAUACCUCCGACUUGGUCGGGCUCCGAAGGUUAAUUACAUUGUCAAUGGACACGAGUACCAUUUGGCUUACUAUCUCACAGAUGGUAUUUAUCCAAAAUGGGCUACUUUUGUCCAAUCUAUUCCACUUCCGCAAGGUCAGAAAGCAUCAUUAUUCGCUACACAACAAGAAGCUGUGCGUAAGGAUGUCGAGCGUGCUUUUGGGGAAGCAGUUGCAAUGGUUAAGGAAGUUGAAGAUCCAGAGGACUCCGCCAAGAAACUUGUGGCAGAAGCAAUCAAGAGAGUAAGCAAAGACAACAUCACAUGUGUCAUUGUUCGUUUCCUGGAUACAGCUUCUUCAAGCCACGUCAGCUCCUCGUCAUCCAAUAAAAUGCUGCCACUUGGAGACCUCAAGAUCUCAUCCAAUGAAACUAAGCAAGUCCAGAUCGACGCAGAGAACUAG
Brassica napus (rape) is the source of this 678-nucleotide messenger RNA. RefSeq lists its product as uncharacterized. The coding region runs from base 1 to 678 and encodes 225 amino acids. The transcript has 3 exons. The record is from RefSeq and is a predicted model, not a curated record. Lineage: Eukaryota; Viridiplantae; Streptophyta; Magnoliopsida; Brassicales; Brassicaceae.